Molecule: messenger RNA, 5849 nt
Organism: Camelus dromedarius (Arabian camel)
Lineage: Eukaryota; Metazoa; Chordata; Mammalia; Artiodactyla; Camelidae
Gene: GMPR
Product: guanosine monophosphate reductase
Exons: 12
Coding region: 461-1336 (291 amino acids)
Biological process (GO): nucleotide metabolic process
Cellular component (GO): GMP reductase complex
Molecular function (GO): GMP reductase activity
Source: RefSeq, a predicted model, not a curated record
CGGCGCUGCUGGAAGGAGCUGCCGGCUCCCGCUGCGCGGGCCAGAGCGCGCAGCCCGGCACCAUGCCCCGUAUAGAUGCGGACCUCAAGCUGGACUUCAAGGAUGUCCUGCUCCGACCCAAACGAAGCAGCCUCAAGAGCCGAGCCGAGAAUGUAGAUCGAACUUGCUUCGCUGAAGUAGAGCCGAGCAUGACAAUGAAGGAAGUCGGGAAAGGGGAAGCCUUCUGGACACGGAACGCUGUGAAAAGGCUGAAAGAUCUGAAACGUUCUCUGCUGUUGUGACGUGUUGAUGGCAAAGUGAAGGUGGUCUCCCAUGAAAAAGAAUAGAAGGCGGCUCUAGCUCUGAAGGAUGCUGAUCAUUCUGAAGCAGCUGAGAAGGUUAAAAGGUGGAUCUUGAGCGAACCUUCACGUUUCGAAACUCGAAGCAGACCUACUCAGGGAUUCCCAUCAUCGUGGCCAACAUGGACACCGUGGGGACGUUUGAGAUGGCCGUGGUGAUGUCACAGCACUCCAUGUUUACCGCAGUUCAUAAGCAUUACACCCUGGAUGACUGGAAGCUCUUUGCCGCUGAUCACCCAGAAUGCCUGCAGCAUGUAGCCGUGAGUUCGGGCAGUGGGAAGAAUGAUCUGGAAAAGAUGAGCAGCAUCCUGGAAGCCGUGCCGCAGGUUAAGUUUAUCUGCCUGGAUGUGGCCAAUGGGUACUCAGAACAUUUCGUGGAAUUCGUGAAGCUCGUCCGUGCCAGAUUUCCAGAACACACCAUCAUGGCAGGGAACGUGGUGACGGGAGAGAUGGUGGAAGAGCUUAUUCUUUCCGGAGCAGAUAUCAUCAAAGUGGGAGUUGGACCAGGUUCCGUGUGCACCACCCGCACCAAGACGGGGGUGGGUUACCCCCAGCUGAGCGCCGUGAUCGAGUGCGCAGACUCGGCCCACGGUCUGAAGGGGCACAUCAUCUCCGACGGAGGCUGCACGUGUCCAGGAGAUGUCGCCAAAGCCUUUGGAGCCGGAGCAGAUUUUGUCAUGCUGGGAGGGAUGUUUUCGGGCCACACUGAGUGUGCUGGAGAGGUGAUCGAGAGGAACGGGCAGAAGCUCAAGCUCUUCUACGGGAUGAGCUCCGAGACAGCGAUGAAGAAACACGCGGGCGGGGUCGCAGAAUACAGAGCCUCUGAGGGCAAGACUGUGGAAGUGCCUUACAAAGGGGAUGUGGAGAACACUAUUCUGGAUAUUCUCGGGGGACUGAGGUCGACCUGCACCUACGUGGGGGCCGCCAAACUCAAAGAGCUCAGCAGGAGGGCGACGUUCAUCCGGGUGACCCAGCAGCACAACACCGUGUUCAGCUAACCUUGAGGAUGAGGUGACGUCUGGCUGGUGGAAGCUUCCACGCACGCCUGCUUUCCCAUCUCUCUCCUUCUGUUAUGGCAGAGUUUCCAGCUGCUCCAGGUGGUGGCAGGCUGCCUCCGCCUCCUCUCCCGCCACCCGGGGGCUGUGGGGCUCCCCCGGUGCCUUUCCGGGGCCGGGAAGCCGGGCACGCACUGGGGCAGCGGUCAGAGCUCAGCUGCCGGGAAGGCAUGCCUCACUGUUAAAACUAACACUCGCGCCUUUUUCUUUUCCUUUUUUCUCUUUUUCUUUUCUUUUUUUUUUUUAAGAAAAUGGUUUCACUUUAAUAUAAGGCUAUUAUCUUAAGACUUGCUUGAGUGCUGGAGUUUGCAUUUGCAGGAACCCAGUUGUAAGGGGGGCUGGGGGAGGCCACGGCAGAGUAACCGGUAUCCCCUCCCUCCAGAGUCUGGUUGCUGGAAAAGAACAAAAGCAAUUGACCGGACAAGUGAACUUGAAUUGUUUUUCUGAGGAUGCCCCCCAGGGUGUGGUGACAUGUGUCCAGCACCUGCCUUACACGUGUCUUUUGGGAACAGAUCCUCUGGCGCUGUGUUUGGGGCUGCUUCGAGGAAGCGGUCGUGGUCCUGGGUUUUCGUUUCGUGUGUUUUCCUCCAUCUCUUCCCUCUCCCUCCUCAGUCCCAGCUUGUCAGGCUGGCCUCUCUCCUAAAGAGAUGAUACAUUAUUUUGAAGUUCCAUGGGGUCUGUCACUGAACGACCCACCAAAAAGUUGGCAGGUGGAAUCCCACUGAAAAGCAGCCAGAAACCUGGACUUGUGACUUCCUAAAAGGCAUUAGUUUAAAAUCCGAGGCAGAGCCAUGCCCUUGUCACGGCUGUUAGUACUUUCCCAGGAGGGACCACUGGGCACUGCUGUCUGUCAAUCAGUUCCCUGACUGGUGACAAUGGUACUUUCUCGGAGAAAGGACCCGUGACUUGGUGGGAAUCCCACUGUGACCCUUGUUUAAACAGUAAACACAGGUGGGUUAAAUUUGAGUAACAGGACUGGGAAGUACAUGCCGGCCAGGGUGUUUUACUUCAUUUACUUCUAAAGGAGGCUAGAGAAGCAGAUAAACAGGCAUCAACUUUCUUUGAGAAGACAAGCGAUGGCCCUGGAGUGGUGAAGGGCCACGUGGUCCCACUGUGUGAUGCCAGAGUAACUGUCUCAUGUCCACGGUGACCUCCGCCGCACGAAGAAUCCAACCAAAGCGUCACACUCCAGGAACUGAACAGGUCCGCAUUUAGUCUAAGAGUACAUUCAAAGAUCCAGCAACUUGAACUCCAGUGUAACUUGAACUCCCCCAAAUCCAUUCAGAAUAAUUCUUGUAGAAACAUGAAUGUGGCUUCAUGUUUGAGAUGAGAGUCGAAUGGAUGUUGAGCGUUAAGCGCGAUGUUGCUGGAGGCACCCCACCUUUCCUGUUCGCUUGUCUGAGGUAUGAGCCCCCUGCUGUCCCUGUGGGAGAUGUGUUUUAUACUCGAGCCCUUGAGUUUGUUUUAAAGAGAUUCUUCAUUGCAAAAUAAGGGAGAGGAGUGAAGGAGAGGAAAUCCUUUCCAAUGGGCCAGCAGCAAGUAGUAAGGAAACUCCUAGAACAGCGUCCUCCAUACUCCUGUCUCAGCUUGGGGUCACCAGUGUCCUGUCCUGGCAUCAGGCCCUGUUCUGCACCCCGGUGAGCAGUCCUCUCCACGGUGGCCUAGGCCUGCUUGUCCAUCUGGUGCAGAGACAGCAGACGAUGUGCUCUUGGAGUAAGGCAGGUCCCUCUCUCAUCCAGUUUUUACGGAAGUGAAAACAUUAGUUUUUGGCUUUUGCAAUAACUUGUCAGGAUCAUUUUGAAGCAGAGGUUUCCACCUCUAAGGCUCGUCACCUUUGCAAGUUCCAUCUGUGCCUCCAGGAGCAGUGGAUGUGGCGGGCCGGUGCCGGAGUGGCCCUCAGAUCUGCCGACUUCAGGGCGUCCUGUGCAGGGUGGGUGCGGGUAGAGAGGAGAGCCAGUGGCUGGAUGCCACUCACCUCGGGCUGCCCUGCCGUGGGCUUCUGCUGCAGAGUGUGAAGCAAAGGCUUGUCUCUGACCAGUCUGACUGGUUCAGGCAGGUUGUACAGCUACCGGACCCCAAACUUGUCAGGACCAUUAGCAUCUAAUAUUAAAACAGCAGGGAAGCCAGCGAUUCAGACUGCUUCACCAGACGUGCCCACAUCUGCCCAGACGGCUCUGGAGGACAAGGAGGGCUAGGGCAGCCGUCUCAUCCGGGCUGUGAGGCUCAGCUCAUCACUGCUGGUUUACGCACUAGCAUUCUCUCACACGCUAGCAGUCACAGGGCAUCAGGAUCUCAACUCGUAAGCCCUAAGUGGAGCAUCUUGUGAGAUGUCCCCAAACAUACACCUAACCAAGAAGACAGUAAGGGGUUACCCAUCUGUCCCUGGGCUAAGUGAAAACUGCAUUUAAUGCUGAGCGUUCUUGUCCACCUCUGCAAACCUUAACGCUAGAAACCUUAAUGCAAACCCAUGCAUGCAGAUGGGAGCAGAGGUGUUCACCUGCUUGGGUCCUGGAGGCAUUACUUCCUGGGACAACUGCAACGUCUAAGAGCAGGCAGAGUGCAAACCUCUGAGUUUUAAACUGGCACAAAUUUACAGAAAGCACGAAUGAACUCUCCACCUUCAGACCACUAACCUGGGUAUAGCCAGACUGUACAGAAAUGUACUGAUAAUGCUACCUGAGUCCACGAAGCUGCCAGUACUGUUGAGGAACAAAAUCAUCUCUUGGAAACAGCCGUGCUGAGCUAGGAGAAAUAAACAGGAACAGAACAAGCCAAGACAUCAGACGGUGAAACACGCCCUUUAUCAGAGUCUCAAGCAGGACUAACCCUCCCAUCCCCUCAAAUCAGUAGGAGAGGCACCCACCCCCACCACAACCUACCCAGUGAUCACAGCCGACUACGUAAGGAGGAGGAAUUACCACCCUGUCUUCAGGCUCAUCCUUCUCCCAGGACCUGACGCAAGGCGAGGACACGUUUGCAGUUGGCACUGUUAUUUUAUUAGUACGAGUAUACUGAAACAAUAAACUUGUACUGGUAUACAGACAAUUUAUUUAAAACAAUUUUGUUCAAAUUUUGAAUCAAACAUUGUUUUAUUAUAAUAAUGAAAUAAUUUCUACCUAGAAAACCUGCAAGCACCAUCAAAGAAAGGGACCAUAAAAUUCAAUAAACAGACUCGAGUGUAUCCUACAAAUAGACACACCACGAUUAGAAAAUAGAAUAUGAAUUCUUCCAUUUUUUUAAUAUUUGUUUUAAAAAAGCUAGUGCAAGUACAAUAUUUUACACUGGAAUUACAGAGAAUAUGCACGCAUAUGGAAAAAAGUUCUCCUGUCACAAUAAAAGCUCUUAACUAUGUAUGCACUUAAAAUUUUCUUUUCAAUAAGGUGCAAAACAUCAUUCCUUCCCUAGUUCUCCUCUGUACUGGCCAUGUCAGUCUGAUAGUGCCCUCAAAGUUCUGGUGUCUCUUUUCCCUUGGCCGGUGGGAGGCCUACAAUUGGAAGUUUGGUGGGUAAUGAUCUGAUACUUAAAACACAAGGGUGCCAAUCUCAGAGAUGGCUCUGGGACCAGGACCCCAUGGGCUAGAAAUUUGGAUUCUGUCUUAAGGACCACCAUGAAUACUGGCAGGGCGCUACUGAAACCUUUCAGCUGACACUAAUUUGGGUUUACAGGGAGCAGUGAAGGUUGAGGAGGGAGAAACCUCCCCCCAAGGCCAAAAGGGCAGUAUUCACAGAACCAAAUGCACAGGUAUCAAGUUUAAGGUUCACUGAUGAAAGAAGUCACCCCACUCCUGGACCAGAUCAUUUAAGAGUAAGUGGUUCGUGUACGAACCAGAGGAAACCUACAUACCCAGCUUGGUAACCGCUCAGACUUGUGAUUCCGGAGGACAGUAUGUUACCUCGGCAAGGAUUACUGUAAACAGCGCUUCCAAAGGGGGCCUUCAGACUGGCCAUGGAAAAGGAGACAGGCUCAUCGGCCAUCCAGACAGCAAACGAACAAACUAAAGGGAAAGAAAACUUGAGUGAAGUCUCCAAUGAUCUGCAGUGGAAGACUGGAGUCCUUUCAGAUAAGAAAAGUUAUGGAAAUUCUUCGAGAUUGUUACUGUAGAGAUACUACCUGUUGGCCAAAUGCACUUAAUUUUAAUACAGCUGAACCAUUUGUACACAAAUCAUGAGGCUAUGAAAACCUGAAGCCGCUGUUCCCUCCCGCCCGCCACAGUUACAGGUGAAGUCAGCUACCAGAAACAUUGCAUUUAACGGUAAAAGAGGGGCUGAGAUUCUGAAUUUAAGAAUUGGUGGGGGAUUUGCUCAAUAUCCCCACAGCUGUCCAGUGUUUGCUGGCUGGCUUGAUUUUUUUUUUUUUUUUUUGGACAGUAUAGGACUCUUCUGAGAAGUUGCUCCACAUUUAUUUUGGCCUCUUAAAGAAAAAAAAAAUCCAAAUAAAACCAAAGUAAAACAAGGCA